Eimeria mitis is the source of this 2085-nucleotide messenger RNA. RefSeq lists its product as hypothetical. Bases 1 to 2085 code for a protein of 694 amino acids. The transcript is spliced from 5 exons. Gene Ontology annotation, molecular function: GTP binding; GTPase activity. Lineage: Eukaryota; Apicomplexa; Conoidasida; Eucoccidiorida; Eimeriidae. The record is from RefSeq and is a predicted model, not a curated record. Gene Ontology annotation, cellular component: mitochondrion.
AUGGAAGAAGCAGCGGAGAGGCAUGACUCUGCUGAGGAGGCACAGCUGUUUCGCUUAAUGCAACUGAAAGAUCCCCUCGUUGAUGAAGUGCCCAUAAGGCGAUGGCGGACACAAUGGUUCCCUACCUUCGCUAGGCGGUCGCUGGUCCCCCUGGUGCAAGCAGCUUCACGGUGCGAUGCCAUUGUUGAGGUCAGAGAUGCUCGACUGCCGCUGUUGUCCAGGUGCAACUUGCGCGUUCUGCAACUUCCAAAGCCCAGGGUCGUUAUCCUAACUCACGCAGACCAAGCUAGCCCACUAGCAACUCGCCAAUGGCAGCGGCACUUCCGACGUGAGAGUCGAGAAGCAGCGGCAUUGGAGCUGCACGCGGAGCUCACGAGAGCCCGUAAACAAGUGAGAACCUCAGGCCUUGUGAUCUCAACAGGACUACUGCGUGCAUUGUCGGAUGUCUGUCCAUUGGCUCCACGGCUGCCGUAUCUGUUUAUUGACGCUCGGGAACCUGCAGCAAUUGUACGAGUACAACGGCUUUUGCGUAGUCUGGUCAAGAGACAUCGUCGCUACCGGAAGGAGCUGGAUGCGUUUCGUUCCCUUUGUAAGAAAGCAGCAACUGCUGCUCAACUAGAGGGAGAAGAAGCAUCUUCGCCAUCUGGCCAAGUUGCUCAACUCGUUGCUGCCUUCAAAGGAGCAACUGACGAAGCAGCACAUGCUGGGGAGGUACUCACGAAGGCUUCACUCCAGCAGAAGAAGCCCCUCCGCAUUCUUAUUGUUGGGGUCCCCAAUGUGGGAAAGAGCAAGCUUGCCAACUGCCUUGUGGGGAGGAAAGUUGCUCGCAGUUACCGAUGGCCAGGCACCACGCAGUCUGUCAACUUGCACAGACAGCCUGUUUCCUUGGCUCGACGGGGGGAUAUGUCACGGCUUUUUGAUGUGAUAGACACUCCGGGAUUUAUUCCCGUGCAUCCCGGCAAAGGUAAGCGCAAACGGCGGCUGAAUUUUUCACAACAGCACCAACUGCAGCAGCACCUUGGCACAGGCGCGCGGCAGGGACAGCUCGAUUUAGGUAUAUUCUUCGACUUUACGCAUCCGUGUCCAUCCCCUGACGAGCUAGCGCUUCUCGGGGCAUUUCACAUGUUGCCUCACAGUUGCCUGUUCACGAUAGAAGAAGCGGCUGUGGCUCUGGGAAACGCCUUCUUCCGCAUCAGAAAGUUGUUGCCAGCAGCCAGCGACUUAGACAGAGUGAUGACUCGAUACAAAAUGAACAGGGAGGCCUUCAAAGACGAAUUGAAUAUGGGAGUGCAACUGCUGCUGACGGUGAGUGGGGUGGGAGGGAGAGGGAUGGACGGUGUGUUAGUAGAAAUACUCUAUUCUCCCCUGCUACUGUGUGGGAAAACUAACUUUAAAGGCAUGCUGGAUGAAAAAGAAGAUAUUGCAGUAAUUAUAAUGUUGAAGUUUGGCCCGCUGUUGCCGUUUUUCCUUCAGUUGGCAGAAGAGAGGCAUCACUCCAACGAAGGAGCUGCCGCGCAGCGUCUUCUCAGCGACUUUACUCAGGGUUAUUUGGGUCGGCACACAUUCGAGCUUCCUCCUAUACGAUAUCCUUCUCCAGGAGAGAUGCCAGCGAUAAAGCGGAUCAUUCGGGAUCGGGGUGCAGGGGAAGGCAAUAACAUUUCUGCUACUGACGGACCUGCAUGCCUGAGUGGGCGUCUGCAACAGGCAGCAUCUGAGAAAAGCUAUCAAGGCUCAUCCGCGAGUGAUAACAAUAACAACAAACGAAUUCGCGCAUGCGGGGAAAAAACUGGAAGGGAAGCAGCAGUAGGGCUCUCCUGGACGAUGCGGCGCAAAGGUGACAGAUUGUCUUUUGUUUUAGAUACCCAAUGUCGCCGAGAGACUUCGCGCACAAGUGAAGAAUGUGCACGUGGGUUUGGUGCCACCCAAGAAGCACGACAGCCCAUCCCCCCUCCAACAAACACCAAUGAGCAUAAACAAGAACACGGUCAAGGGUACGAUCAGUCUUCUGUGAGCAUCGCAAAUUAUGCAGUAGGAAGACAACAGCAACAGCAACUACUGGCCCCAGGGUGGCUGGAAGGAUGGUAG